AUGGACCGCCGCGCAGAAAACCGCCCGGACACACCAGCCGACCGUUCCGCACAGCGACGCUCAAAAAGAAGCAGGACUGAGGCCGAGGACUCGGACGAAGGAUCCUACGGUAAAGUUCGUCACCGCGUCAGUAGGGCCUGCAAUGAGUGUAGGAGACGAAAGGACCGCUGCGACGGCCAGCGUCCAGCAUGCACGCCGUGCGUUGCUGGGUCCAGGGCUUGCAGCUACGGAGGACCGUCCAAGAAACGAGGACUGCGGACGGGAUAUGUCAGAGCGCUUGAGAUUCUGCUAGGGCUGAUCUUCAGUACGGUUGAAGAGAGCGAGAGCUGGAUAUGUGGCCUCUUGCAGGGCAAUGACAAGAAUGCCACGUUCCGGCUCAAAGCUCUGGAGGCCCACGUCUCCAGUGAGAGAGCCCCCGAAACAUUACUGGAAGCUUGGCGGAAGGGCCCAGCUGUGAAGCUAGUUGAGCAGUUUCUGGAAGCACCCGAUGGCGACGACGAUGGCACAGACUCGACGAAACACUUUGACGUCAAACUGGCUGAGGCUCUGGCCUUGUCCCAGAGAGGAGGACGUGACAAGUCUUUCGCUGAAUCCAACCAGGGAGUUCUCCUGAGCCCGAUGAACACCGAUACAACUCCAAUGGCCACAGUCGCUCUCAGCUCAGACACUCCAAGGGGCGUAGCCCAUCCAGCUUUCAUCACAGAGCCCGGAGACUCAUCACCAAGGGUGUCGAUUAGUUUGCCCCUGGACCCAGAUCUUUCAGUUCCCUCCGAUCCGCCUCCUGUACCUCAGUUGCCGAACCACUGGCUGUAUCUCCUUGAUCUAUACUUCGCAACCACGCACUGCUGGUUUCCCAUCUCCCAGAAGCACGAACUUUUACGUACGGCUUACACUCUCUCCAACGCCACUGCCGGCCUGGACUCCGUCUCCCAAGGAGACUCGGCGUUUCUAUACUCUGUUCUAUUCUACACUUCACACCAGGCCACCAUGAUCCCGACCUCUCCAAAGUCAUUAGAAUACCAAGAUCCCGUUGCUCAGUUUGAAAUUUUGGCCCAAGGCAAAUUGUUCGAUAAUCCAAGUGGUUACGACCUUGGUCAUCUACGAGCCUUGUUGCUGCGAUGUCUCCUCAAGAUUGACAUUGGGCUAUGGGCUGGAGCAUGGGAUGACAUCGGCCGUGCUGUGUAUACUGCUGUCUCGAUUGGCCUUAUUCCGCACAGCUCAACGACGCCCUCUCUCUACGAGGACGGAGUCAAGCGCACGAUGCUAGGUUGUUUCACCUUAGAAGCCCUCGUCAGUGCGCGCCUAAACACCAAACCACACUUCCAGCCCUCGGACGUCAGUUCCAUCGGUAUGCUGCAAAUCGACGGCCUCGAAGAGUGGGAACCCUGGCAACCCAAAGUUCAACUCGUGGGCAGUAUGUCGUCCGUCAAGACUGGACCCCUCCCGCAUACCCCUGGACAUGUCAUCAGCACAUUUAAUUCUCUUCUCGAAGUCAUGGCCCUUCUCACCGGAACCAUCCACGACCGCAAAGGGGGUACUUCAGACGAGAGACGGCACGAAACGCUUGAAAAGUUGCGGCGGGAACUAGAGAGCCUGCAAGACUUGCCUACAGGAGUUAGCAUGCCACCGCAAGCCUUAAGUCUCCUGGUUGCCAAUGUUGCUGUUUUUGAAGCUUCAGCGGUCGAGCGGGUGUUCGUCUUAGGGACAGUUCCAGACCAUCUUAGAAGUUACUGGAAUAACAUGAGAUGUCUCGUCAACGUCUUGGAAGAGCGCACCCAAGUAAUGGGGCGGUGCUCUAUUCCCCCGAUAGUAGAGGUCUUCGUCGCAUUACUCGGGGAGUCACUCAAGCGACGCAUCAACAAUGGAGCUGACCAUGAAGUCCAGUGCCUAGCAGAUUCAAUAUCCAAAUGGCUAGCUACAUGGAGUGACGCCAAAUCUAACACGAGUCUCGGCCCCAGCAGCGAUUCAGACCCUCACAGCUCCAUCAAUGGACGAGAAAGCCAUUCCUUCGAUGCAUCCCAGGCUUCAGCUUUACAUAGGAACAUUGUAAUAGCGGAAGCCAUACCUCCUGAAACAACCUUAAUUGAGCAGGCUACUGACAUGCUCUUGGAUGACCCAAAUCCCCAGCCACCCGUUGAACUACCGUCACGCCAGGCAAACCAAUUACAAGGAGCAGAAAAACCUGCCACCUUCAAUCCAGGCGUAAACCUCGAACCGCUGGCAGACUAUUUAGAAGACCUGGAUGGCGACGGCCUGUUUGAUAGUCUUGCCACAUUAGACUCGGCUGAUUGGCUCGCCAACCCUCCCGAGUUCAUGCAGCAUCUUGGGAUUCUAGGGGAUCCACCGUCAGAUUUAGGGAGUAUCUUUGAUACGGAACCAUGA
Molecule: messenger RNA, 2382 nt
Organism: Fusarium vanettenii 77-13-4
Lineage: Eukaryota; Fungi; Ascomycota; Sordariomycetes; Hypocreales; Nectriaceae
Exons: 2
Coding region: 1-2382 (793 amino acids)
Biological process (GO): positive regulation of transcription by RNA polymerase II; DNA-templated transcription
Molecular function (GO): DNA binding; DNA-binding transcription factor activity, RNA polymerase II-specific; zinc ion binding
Source: RefSeq, a predicted model, not a curated record